This is a messenger RNA of Eriocheir sinensis (Chinese mitten crab), 10346 nucleotides long. Its product is annotated as armadillo repeat-containing protein 1-like. The transcript has 7 exons. Gene Ontology annotation, molecular function: metal ion binding. The record is from RefSeq and is a predicted model, not a curated record. Bases 196 to 1272 code for a protein of 358 amino acids. NCBI's taxonomy places the organism in Eukaryota, Metazoa, Arthropoda, Malacostraca, Decapoda, Varunidae.
UUCGCCGUGUCAACAAGGAGGAAGGGAGCAGCGAGGGUUGAUGCGGAGAAACGGGUGAUCGGCGCUGUCCAGGCCCAGGCACGGCACACCAGGGGCGGGCACCGAGGCAGCGGCACCCAGCACACGGCACACACCCAGCACUAGCCAGCAGACGCCAAGCCAGCCACUGGUACGGCGGGGAAGGGAGAGAGUGUGAUGGGGGAGAUAGAGCUCGGAGCGGCCGCAGAGGCCACCAUCCAGGCCUACAAGGAGUUGGCCCAUGACCCCUCCAAGCGCCUCGCCCUUGCCCUGGACCGCACAUGCAUCCAGUUCCUGGCAUACGUGGUGGCGGAGGGCGAGGGGCUGCUGGUGGACUCAGCGGUGGAGACCCUGGCACUCAUCGCUGAGGCUAAGGAGUGCCGCUCCUCCCUGGCCAACACAUUCGGGGUGCUGGAGGCCCUGCAAAGUGUAACAGAGGACGAGGAGAGGUACAGCGAGGCCUUGAGAGAGAAGGCGGCAGGACUCUUCACAAGCCUACAGUUUGCCAAGCACGUCAAGACCACAGAGGCUACCAAACUACAGACCUCAUCGAGCGCCUCCACCUCCAACUCCACCGCCACCGACUCCUCCGCCAGCCAGGCCUCCCCAGCACACACUCCCACCUCCCCUGCUCCCUCCCCCACCCCAUCCAAGCAGGCAGAUAAGGUGGAUGGGCCAAAGAAAAGUGGGAGUGAGGUGGCAGAUGUGAGUGAGAGGAAGGUCAAACCCCCUGCCAAGGUUGAAAAUACACGAGAGAUGCAGGCCCAGGCAUCGGUGGAGAAGAGGGACAGUUUUCUGGGCAUCCACAACUCCAAGGCUAAGGUGGUGACCCUCUUCGUUAAGGGAAUGGUCAGCCCGGAGCAGCGCCAGCGGGUGGAGGAGGAGCUGGUGCGGGUGCGGGGGCUCAUCAGCAUUGUGUUUGACCUGGGUCACUCCCGGGUGACCUGCCGGGUGAAGCGCGACCUCUCGGUGGAGAAGCUGGCGGCGGCAGUGGCCAGGACGGAGACCCUCGCCGCGCAGCAGGUCACCACCAACGACAAGGGCGAGGAGGAGAUCAUCCCGCUAGGCCAGACGCCUGUAGACCCCGCCACCACCACCUCCCCUGUGGACGACCUGCCUGACUACCUGCCCGAGGAGGACUUCGGGGUGAAGGACGCCACCUCCGCCAUGGCCCCCAGUGGCUCCUUCAUGGAGGCCGCAUCCUCAUGGAUAUCCAGCGCCUCCAACCUCCUGCAGAAGUCCUUUUACUGGUGACCGAGUGUCCUGUAGGAUGGUGUUGAGGAUGUUGUGUGUAGGAUGGAGGUAAGGGCUUGCAGGAUGGGGUAAGUAUAAGGACGUGGAGGGUGUGUUCUUGCCACCAUAAGUUUCCUACAGAAGUCCUUCUCUGGUGACUGUCCUGUAGGAUGCAAUGGCCUCUUUGUAGGAUAUAGUAAAGGCUAGUAGGAUAUUUUGUGGGAUGGAGAUAGGGAUGUGUAUGAUGUCCUUGCUGCUUUUACUACUACAUACAAAAGUUCUAUUACUGGUGACCCAUGGUUGUGUAGGAUGCAGGUGAGGAUAAGGCGGUAGGAUGUUUUACCUCCUUUGCCUAUAGAAGUCUUUUAAUGGGUGGUCCAGUGUCCUGCAGGAUGCUGUCAUGUGUGAAGGGUAUUUUUUGUAGGAAAGGGCUAAGGAUAUGUAGUGAAACAAAGCUGUUUUUGUUUCUUCCUUUGCCUAUAGAAGUCAUUUAAUUGGUGGUCCAGUGCCCUGUAGGAUGCUGUCAUGGGUGAAGGAUAUUGUAGGAUGGAGGCAAUGAUAAUGAAUAAUAUCUUUUUGCCUCCUUUGCCUACACGAGUCCUUUUGCCGAUGGUCAAGUGUCCUGUAGGAUGCUGUCAUGUGUGAAUGAUAUUUUUGUAGAAUGGAGGCAAGGAUAAAGGUGCAGGGCAGGACGCAGAUACACUUAUUAAUGGACCUUGUUAGGUGUAACAAACAACAAAAUUGGCAACACUACACCUUUCUAAGUAUGAAGGUGGUGUGUGAGUGAGCCAGGUACUGCAUACACCUACUUACACACUUAUAAAACAAGGAAUUAUGUAUUUAAGUGUUGGUAAAGAAAAUAUAUAUAUAAAAAUAUACAUGUAACUUGCAUACAUUCAAGAUAUUCAUUCAUACAUAUUCAUGAUGCACUUUAAGAGGAGAAGAGAGGAGAGAAAUGCAUUUACUCAUUAUCGUAUCACUUCCAUAAAUGUCAUGUUACCUGCUAUUAUUGUUCCUUCUUACCUGUGAAGAAUCACCCACCUUUUCCCUUACCACACACGCCCCUUCCUGUUACUCCUUUCAUAUCCUUCCUUUAACAGUGAUCUCAUCAUUUAUUUUGCUUUGUAUUUCACUUUUAUCAUCUUGUCCAUCAUUAUUAUUGUUUAUUCUUACCUCCGUGGUGCAGUGGUUAGCGUACCUAGCUAUGAAUCCAUGGGCAUGGGUUUGAAUCGCAGCCUGGUCAGUCGGUGUUCAGCUCACCCAGCUGUUCACUCUCCCUUUCGGGCUUGUCGAUAAUUUUGUACCUGGGGAAACCUGGCGAAGGUAAACUGGUAGCUCAAAUGUCACAUUGGCCCUGUGUCCCGGGGUAAUGAGUUCUUACCCACCACAAGCUCCAGGGCCAGUGCAACGGAGAUUAGCACCGUGACCACUCGCAGCUAUAACGUAUGCCCCCAACUUUAUGUUUACCUUCACCCUCUAUGAGUUAUAUGAAUAAUCUCUUAAUAACUCCUGUUUUCCUUUUUAGUACCCCAUCACCACACCUUCUGUUACCUGAUCUCUCCCUUUUUAUUCUCUUUAGUUACUGCCUUCACCCUCCGGAUGUUAUAUCAGUUAUGUCUCACUCAUCACUCUUAUAUUUUAUUUCCAAAACCCAGGCAACCCCACACUUACAUCUCCUUCCCUUCCUUUACUCCAUAAUCACCUCCCCCUUCACACACACUGCCCCUUCCCCUCCCAUGUCAUGUCUCCAUCUGUCACCCCAUUCAUUGCUAAGGUUCAUAUUAGUCAUGUACAUAGGUAAAGAUAAUCCAUGAUGCCUUGUAGCUAUCCAAGAGUCACCCAGUUAUAUACAGUGUUCAGAUUAACUUGGCAGAUAAGCUCCUCCCCUUUCCUCCUUUGUGCUUAUCAUUGGCUAGUCCACAAGCAAGCCACGCCCCCUAUCCAACCUCAUGCUGGAUGUGAUUGGUGGAUGCUGGGAAAGGGUAAAUCGUACUGAUGGUCCUUGGGCUGGUGUGAGUGGGGCGUAUUUGCCAAGUUAAUUUGAAUGGGAUACAUAUAGAGCUAUUUAACUGUGCUGUGUGAAAAUUUUAUGCCGUUGUCUCAAACCUUAUGAAGUUUUUGCCAUUGAUUGAUCUUUUCGUCCAUGUUUAAAACACACGCAGUGAUAUAAAAACGUUUGUUGUGUUUGGUGUUUGAUUCGAGAGUGUACAAGAGUGCUACAUCCCUGGUGACUUAGUUGUUUGCUGUGAAAAUUUAUAGAGAGAGAAAGCAAAAGGAAGUGUGAGUGAAAGGGAGGAUGUCUGCUAAAAGAGUUCAUAUAUUGUACCUAAUAAUACAGCUUCUGUCUAGUUUCCUACAGUCCAUUAACACAAGGCUUUUACCGCGCCAAGUAUUGUGUAUCAGGUUGAGAAAGCUUUACGCUCAGUGUCUUUUAGUAUAACAUGAAACAAUUUACAAUAAUAUUUUAGUACUAUGAAAGUUUAAAAAUGGCUUACAAUCACAGUUUAUAGUGAACAUACAUAAAGCAUAGUGGGGUAUAUUAUAUAUUAUUCAUAAGCACCAUUGCAAUUGGGUCUCAUACCAGGAAAAAAACUAGUGUGGAAAACUAAGGCGAGGUGCAGCACCAAACCAUUGUUGAAGUAUUGGCUCAUAAACUUUAUUUUGAAAAUUUAGUAAAAGUCCUUUCAUACAAAUAGCUGUGGACCUGUUCCCGGUCAGCUUAGCAAAUUUUUCACAACAUUAGGCGACACACAAAUUAUUGCAAAUGUACACCUGCAUGUUGAGUAAUAUCACACAUUAAUGUGAUCAGUUUGUUCAGUCAUCUUAAAAGCAUAGAACUGCUUUGUUACGUUUUGAUUGCUGUGCUGAUCCAGUGAAGUGUAAUCCAUUGCAUGAUAUAUAAUCCCAGAGGUGCAAAUCCACAGGGAAAAUAAAUUGCUCCACUUUCUACUUGCCUGACUACUUGUAAUCAUAUAUAACUCGUCUUGCAUUGACAUCAAUACAUUUUUUCCAAUCACUCUUUUUGCCUGGUAUUGUUGAUAUUUUUGGUGGCAUAUUGGUAUCAGUGUGUAGCCAUCACCCUUACAUUAGGAAAACCUGCACCACCAUCAACAGAAGAGAACAAGUGACAAGGGCUCGGGCUGUGUAGGGGUGGAGGGGAGAGGAGCCCAGAACAGUCACCCUCCCUUGCAUUCUUGUAGCAGGUAAUUAUUUUCCAAAAAUGAAUGGCUGCUGCACAAUACAUUAAGAAACAAAACAGGAAAUGUAAAUUUUAAUGUUUCUGAAGACUCCAAAGUCCUUGUUAAUAUUCCUAAUUUUUACCACAUACAUACAAGUUUUUUCCUGAGAUGAGUGUUAACUGCAGUGGUGUUUAUGAGAUGGCAAAUAUAUCACAGUGGCAGUGUUUUAGUAUAUAUCGCUACCAGUUUAAAUACAGCUCUACGUCAGCCACACUCACCCCGCACCCACAGCCCAGCACACACACCUGCCUCACUGUUGCCUAUACAUAGCGUGUGUGUUAUACAUUGUCUCCCAUGCUGUGUGGGGUGUGCAGGGAAUGGUGAGAGAUUGCAGGGUAUGUUGGCCAAAGCAUAGGAGUAUAUGGGAACAAUUCAGAUGAUUGAGAAUUAAUAAGAGAGAGAAAAUAUUACUUAGGAAAAUAACCGUCUCUGCAUUUAUCAUCCAAAGUUAAAUGUGAUUACUGUUUUGUAUGAGUCUCCUCCACGGUGGUCUGUUUUGUGUUAUUUUUUCAUGUUUUCGUCUAAUGUCUUUCGUUACACAAUCCAUCCACCUCUUCCUCAGUCUCCCUCUCUCCCAUCUACCUCGUACUUCCAUUCUCAUAACUUGUCUUUGUAUGUUUUUCUCUGUUCAUAGAUCGUUUUUUAUGUCAUGGUUUCCUUUAUAUUAUCCAUCUACCUUUUCCUUGAUCUCCCUCACUCCCUCUCUCCCUUUUGUCCUGUGCUUCCCUUCCCAUCACUUGUCUCUCUUCCUUUCUCUUUGCACUUCCCUUCCCAUCACUUGUCUCUCUUCCUUUCUCUUUGCACUUCCCUUCCCAUUGCUUGUCUCCCUCUCUCCCUUCCACCCUGUACUCCCUUCCCAUCACUGAUCCCCUUCUCUCCCUUCACCCUUCCCUUCCCUCCUCAUUCCGUCUCUCCCUUUCUCCCUUCGCCCUGUACGUACUUCCAUUCUCCUUUCUCAUCUUUUUACAUAGUUCACUCCUCUCCUCACCUGUCCACAUCAGCCCACCCUCAGUCUUAGCCUCGUAGAAUAAUAAUAAUGAUUGUAAUGUAAGAUAAUGCUCAUUUUAUUUUUAUUUAAAGCUACAUUAAUCUUUACAUCACAAACAGAGGAUGACUUUCUUUAUUUUCCUGGGUGACUCAGCUUCCACGCCUCACCGGCCUUGCCUCACGUAACUCCUCACUCCCCUUUUUGUCACUCACUCAUGCCUCAUUUCCAUGUAUUUCUUGGUUUGUUGUACAGUGUAUGGUAACGUCUUAGCAUUUUCAGCCUCCUUUUCCAUUCUCUGCUCCUGUCUCCUCCUACUCUGGUUUGUUUUUUCAUAUUUCUUGCUUGAUAGUGAUUUUUUUUUGUGUUUGUUUAUUUUUGCCCUUGAGCUGCUUCCUUCACUGUAAAAACAACAACAGUGAUUUCUAAAUGUCCGAUCAUGCAUCUCAUUCUCCUUGCCUCUUUUUUUGUAAGUCUGUGUCUGUUUUGUAUCCUGUUACACAUUUUUUACUGUUUUGAUCUGCUUUCUUUCAUUAUUUGUAACUCAAUCUAUGCUUUCUUUCCUUCUAAGCAUUCCAUCAAUUUUUUUUUUGUCUUGCUCAAUUUACUUAUUCCAUUUCUUGCUAUCAUUUGUAACUCAAUCUAUGCUUUCUUUCCUUCUAAGCAUUCCAUCAACUUUUUUUUUGUCUUGCUCGAUUUGCUUAUUCCAUUCCUUGCUACCAUUUUUUGAUAUAUAUAACUGUGUCUAUUUCCUCUUUUUCCUUCUACACAAUUUCAUCACAUUAUCUUUUCUUGUAAUAUCUAGUUGAGUUUGAUCAUUCAUUCAUGUCUAUCACAUUUAAUAUAGCUUUUUAAUCAUUGCCUUUCUCAGCAUUCACAUAUUUUCCCUUUUUCUCGUAAUGUAUCGCUCGCUCUGACCUUUCAUUGCCUCUGCAUCAUUCUGAAUAUCUAAUGCUCAGUCAUUCGUCUUUUUCUUCGUUUUGUUUAAUGUCCUUUUUUUUCUCUUAUGGGGCUUAGUCAUUAUUUCCCCUUUCCACAUCAUUCCCUCACUUUACCCUUGUCAUCUAACACGCAUCUCAGUUUACUUGUUUAUUCUCAGUCCAGUUUAAGCUUAUGUCUGUAUUUCCUUUCUCUCAACACUUUUAUUUCCCUGCUUUCAUUGUACUUCAACUCUGUAUUUCCUUUCUCUCAGCACUUUAUAUAUAUCUACUUUCAUUAUGCAUUAACUUUCUAUUUCUUGUUUUCCUUGCGCUGUACUCCACCAUUUUUUGUAACAUCAUAGUUGAGUGUAUUUUCCUUUUUUUCUACCAUAGUAUUCUACCUUUUUCAAUAUCUAUAAUUCAUUCUAUUUUCUCAUUAACUUCACUUUCACUCACACACGUACUCUCUCUCACUUUUCCAUUCCAUUCUCUCCCUUUUCUAAUCCCUCCAUCUCUUUCCCCUUCUCUUGCCUUCUACAUACAGAUGCCAUUCCUCCCUUCCCUUCAGUUUCCCUCCCUCUACUCCCUCUUAUACUUCUUCUUUCCUCCCUUUCUGUACAGCUCCUUCCACUCCUUCACUCGCUUUGCACUGGUCAUUCCAUACUUUUACUUGUCUUCUCUCCCCUCUAUUGUUACUCAGGCAGCUUACUGAAAUCAUUGCCGUAACCAGAUGCAUAGUUUUAAGAUAUUCCUUUUGUGCAUUAACGUCUCAGCCAAGUCUUGCAUUUAAAGCAGAGGAGAGAGAAAUGUAAAUAGUCUCGUGUAAUGUUUCUCAGGUUGAACGCAAGACCUGAUCAGUGUAUUAUUUGCCUAAGAUACGACAGACAGGUAUUCCUCAUGCAUUUACUACUAUUUUGUACUCUGUGUUUACUUUUAUGAAUGCCGUUUUUCUGUGUUUAAUUUUUUUCACUGGAGAUUAUUGUAACUUCAUCGUAGCUCAGCGGUUGUCUGGAUUGAGGUGAUUAAAUGAUUUUCCUUAGCUGUCCGGUGUAUGUCCGCCACCACAAACUUGCCAGAGCGUGUGUGUGUGAGAGAGAAUGUGUGUGUGUGUGUGUGUGUGUGUGUGUGCAUGAAGCAGUGUGCUGUAGAACAUUCACUCUGCCUGUACUUGAGUGAAUAGAUCUGUGUACAUACCAGAGAAGGAAUGAUAAAACAAAUCGGUCAUCACUGUUUCGUGACCUGAUGUUUUUUUCUCUGACAAUUGAUGAACUAGAUGAAAUACUUCUAUUCAUUAAAACUAAUAAAUAAAUAAUACAAGUCUAUAUUCUGAUUUGACUUUAAAUAACUAGUAAUAAAAGUCUUGAACACUGUAUAAAAGACAAAUUCGACAAUACAGUAGAGAGAAAAAACCUGUACAGCAUUUUCAUGACGUAGUGAAAGUAGCAAAACAGAUCAUGUUGGAAUGUGUGAUUAUGACGGUAAGAGAGGGAGCUUACCUUACCUCACCUUGGACCCCCAGGAAAGGAAAAGACUUAGAGGGGGAAGGGUCAUCUAAUAUCUUUUAAUUCUUAGGAUAGAUAUUCUUAUUAAGAUUAGAAGCAAUAUUUUUUUAGGGGUAGAAGUAAUAAUAUUUUUACCCCCUGGAAAGAGUGAAUAAGAGUGUGAUUUUUAGAGGGGGAGAAGUCACCUGCCAUUACCUUUUAGUCCCCUGGAGAGAAAAUAUAAAACACAAAGACAUUAUUUUGGAGGGGAAGGAAUGAUUCAUCACCUUUUGCCCUCGGGGAAAAAGACUCGGGCCUGUACCUACAAAGUUUCCCAGGAAGUGCAUUGGAAUCCUGCUCAGCUGGGAUAGACUCAUAGGAUCUCUUUAUUUUCCGAGGCAGAAACUCUUUAUUUUGUUUAAGGCAGAGCAGUUAGAUUUAGCAUUUGUGAUAAUAAAAAAUAUUGCAAUUCUAUCAAAGGAUGACAAAAUCUGUUGUUAAAAGUGCGUGGUUGGCGUCAAGGCUGUGUUUUGUCAGUGUUCUGCCGCCAGUGUCAAGACACUUCUGUAAUUUUUUUAAACUUCCCACCUUGGCCGUUGUACUUUUCAACUUUUUAGGGGCAGUGCUUCAGUGGUUUUUCUUUUUCAUAUUUGUUUUUUGCCUGCUGUAUCUGUGGGCUUUUUCUUUUUAUUUAUUUUUUCCUUUGGCUGUCUCCUCUGCGGUAAAAAUAUUAAAGCACUUAGGAUGAGAUACACCACAUCCCAAACAUGCAUGAGUCAAAGCCACAAUCCUAAGUAUUCCCCAAUAAACCCUUACCAUUUUCCAGUCCUGAGGAAUUUUCUGCUCUGGGGAAGUUUAUAAAUACAGGCCCAGGUAUUGGCAGGUGUUGUGUUGGGAAGUACAGGUUGUUGUCAGACUUGAGAAUAUAUUUUAAAAAGCAUAGAACGUGGAGGAUGUUUUAAGCAGCCCCCACAGUUGUAUGAUAUGUGCUAUGUUAUGUUAGAAAUUAGGGGUUGUUAGGGAAGUGAGGGUGGCUCAUAGCUAAAACUAAGUAUUAUUAAGAAAGAAAACGAGAAGCGAAAGUAUGUUUGGAUUUAAGUGAUUAUAGGCGGGGAUACUUUUGCUUCUUGUUUUCUUAGUUUCUCAUUUUCUUUCUUAAUAAUACUUAGUUUUAGCUAUGAACCACCCUCACUUCUUUAACAACCCUUAAUUCCUAACAGUUAUUGCUACUGUAUUUAUAAAUAUGCUCAAAUAGACAGUAUGGCUGAGAGGAGGAGAAAGUUUGCGAGAAGUAAGAUGAAAGUUAAAUUUCUUGUAUGUUUAAUUUCAUCACCAUUCUUCUCCCUUUUGCUCUUCCUUGCAUGUCCAGAAGAAGGGAAGGAAGAAGCCUAGGUUAAAGAGGUCAGUUAGCUUUUUUUGCAUUUCUUAUUCUAAUGUAAAAGCGAAUCGUUUCAGCCACUGAUAUGCACUGCUUCUGUGUGUAAGCUUGCUUCCGCUGCAGAGAAUGGCAUUGUGUAGAUUUAGUAUAAAGAGGCUGUGUUCUGAUUGGCAGAGUUGAGUCGGUUGGUGUGUUAUGUGAAGGAGUGUUGUGGGGAAAUCCGUCUAUGAACCUAGUAAAUGAAAUAAGGUACAAAGAAGUAGUCCAGCAAAUAGUAACCAUAAGUAACUACUCAACUCUCAAUGGUCUUAGUGACUUUGAAAAUGAAGUGAAUAUGACCAAAAAAUAAUGCAAUACAGACCUAAUGCAGGGAAUCCUGUUGUUGUUGAAAGUAUAUAAUGGAAGAAAAGAAGUCUAUGAUAUUGUCUCAAAAUGUUAAAGGAAAUGAAACAAAUUUGAAAAGUGGUGCUGCAGAGACUUUUCACAGCUUGCCUUGUUGGUUGAUUGAUUGAUUAAUUGUUGAUGACGUCUCCAAGCAGCAAGUCCCAAGGUUUUAGAAAUAGAUUACUCUGAUUGAAAACUGAAAAUAAAUGGAGCAAAAGCCAUUAGAUAUCCGUUGUAGCAAUGGUAACUGAUUAGAUUGUUGAAGAUAAAAUAGCUAAUUCCUACGAUGACUUAAGAAUAUAAUUGACAGAAGGAGAAAGGAGAAGUAAAAUAAAGCAAAGCAAUCACCCUAUGCCCCUGUCCACCCAGCAGUGAAUGGGUACCAGGUAUUAAUUGGGGGUUGUGUCUUGUCUCCUAUAAUUCCUUCCUCCUCCUGUCUCUCUCCGGCACAUGACCACAGAUGUUGCGCUGACUAAACGAAACUUUCCAACUUUCCAAUCAUAGAAAAGACUUGAUACUGUACAGACUCCAGCAGGUUGUAUUGUGGCCGGCAGCCUCAGCCAAUCAUUCCCCCGGCACCCACACAGCGAGGGAGAUGCAGCUUUCCGAGUCGUGUGACGGUUGAUGUGUACUAACAAUUAUACUUCUUUGUUGACACAUGUAUACAAGUGAUGGAUUAAAGGACUAUAUUUAAAUGAUUUCUACUGC